AUGUCGACCAUGCCCGCAUCCCACGGCCACAGCGAGGCCUGCUGCAACGUGCCUCCCAUUGUCUCCAAGGGCUACAAGGCCAAGGGCUCCUACGAGGAGAUUGGCGGAUACAAGACUUACGUCACCGGCCCCUCCGAUGCCACCAAGGCCAUUGUUGUCAUCUACGACAUCUUCGGCUACUUCGACCAGACCAUCCAGGGCGCCGACAUCCUAGCCUUCAGCGACGACCACCAGAAGUACAAAGUCUACAUCCCCGACUGGUUCGAGGGCAAGCCCUGCCCCAUUGAGUGGUACCCUCCGGACACUGAGGAGAAGCAGAAGGGCCUCGGCAACUUCUUCGGAACCUUCCCUCCUCCCAAGAUUGCUGGUCUCGUCCCCGACUACGUAAAGGCCGUCCAGACCAAGGACUCGUCCAUCGCCAAGUUCGGCAUCAUCGGUUACUGCUGGGGAGGCAAGGUCGUUGCCCUCACCACCAAGGCCGAUACCAACCCCUUUUCUGUCGCGGCCUCGAUCCACCCCGCCAUGGUCGAUGCCAACGACGCGGCUGGUGUCACUAUUCCUACCGCGCUGCUAGCUUCCAAGGAUGAGGAUGCUGCGGAGGUCAAGAAGUUCGAGGCCGCUCUCACCGUCCCCAAGCAUGUCGAGACAUUUGCCGACCAGAUCCACGGCUGGAUGGCCGCCCGCGCCGACCUCGAGGAUGCCCGUGUCCGAGAGGAGUAUGAGCGUGGCUACAAGACUGUCCUCGGCUUCUUCGGCAAGAACUUCUAA
Ilyonectria robusta is the source of this 768-nucleotide messenger RNA. RefSeq names its product Alpha/Beta hydrolase protein. NCBI's taxonomy places the organism in Eukaryota, Fungi, Ascomycota, Sordariomycetes, Hypocreales, Nectriaceae. Gene Ontology annotation, molecular function: hydrolase activity. Bases 1 to 768 code for a protein of 255 amino acids. The record is from RefSeq and is a predicted model, not a curated record. The transcript has 4 exons.